AGUCACAUCUGGAAGCAGUCAGGGAGUCUACAGGGGAGGGGGUCUGGUCGUCAGAUCAUUGCAGAGAGGCUGCUGGUGUGCGCUCUCUCUCCGCAGGGCCACAGACUGUCUACUCCCCUUUCUCUCCAACAUGGACUGGACGCGGCCGAUUCUGCACUCUGUUUCCUAACGAGGCGCGACGCAAACUACGCCUGCUGUGGAACAUCUCAGAUGGAAUCGAUCAUAUAUGAAGACCGAAGCCCGUGAGAUCUGGAAUAUACACACCUUUUUUACCUUUUGCUGCGCUUUCUGAAACGGUCUCUGAAACCUACGCCCGCUUCUCCCGCGCUUCUCCUGGCUCUCGCAGCAUCCUUUUCGAACCGUUUGCGAGCGAAUCGCGCCGAUUUGGUUAUCGAUCAUCAGCAAGCGGCGCUGGUAUCAUGUUUCUUAGGUAGGGCCCGGAUGUUCCAAAGAUGCACUGGUUCGUUUUCUUAGGUGGUUCCUGCGACUAUCCUUUCCUGAUCUUUAGCUCCAUAAUGGGGAUCAGGUAAUAUUAACUAAGCCGCAAGAGAAGGACUAUCCUACGCUUUGCGUUUUUCAUCUUUCCUUCCCCCGGUUUUUCUUUCAUUUCUUUCCCUUGGGUUGUUUUUUCCUACCCCCUCCUUUUUUACAACCUUUUCUUCAUUCACCUUCGGAUAAAGCUGGACCACAUAUAUGGUAAAUGAAAGCAAAAACAUGUACAUACCGGAGGACACCCUUGAAAACCAUCAAGGCUCCAACUAUUCCAGUCCGUCGUUGGCUCCAGUCCCCAGUCUGAAUGAGGACGAGCAUGUGGGGGGCGGGGAUGGGGUGCUGGGUCUUGCACCAGAACACAUUCCCACCCCUGGCGCCUCCCUUAGCUGGCAGGCAGCCAUCGACGCGGCACGGCAGGCAAAGCUGAUGGGCACCACCGGAGCCCCGAUCUCCACUGCGUGCUCCACGCAGCGCAAACGCCAGCCCUACACCAAACCCAAGAAACAGGCCAGCACUGCCUCCACGCGCCCACCCCGAGCCCUUCUCUGCCUCACUCUUAAAAACCCCAUCCGCAGGGCGUGCAUCAAUAUCGUGGAAUGGAAACCAUUUGAAAUCAUAAUUUUGAUGACUAUUUUUGCAAACUGUGUGGCCUUAGCUGUCUACAUCCCUUUCCCCGAAGACGAUUCCAACGCAACCAACUCAAACCUGGAACGGGUGGAGUAUCUCUUUCUGAUUAUUUUUACGGUGGAAGCAUUUCUCAAAGUUAUUGCAUACGGGUUGCUGUGUCACCCUAAUGCGUACCUGCGGAAUGGCUGGAACUUGUUGGAUUUCAUCAUCGUGGUGGUAGGGCUGUUCAGUGCAAUAUUAGAGCAGGCCACUAAAGGGGAUGGUGGGACUUCAAUGGGAGGCAAGGCUGCAGGGUUUGAUGUAAAAGCCCUACGAGCCUUUAGAGUGUUAAGACCUCUGAGACUCGUAUCUGGAGUACCUAGUUUACAGGUGGUGCUGAACUCCAUCAUUAAAGCCAUGGUUCCCCUCCUGCACAUCGCUCUGCUCGUUCUGUUCGUCAUCAUCAUUUAUGCCAUCAUCGGCCUCGAGCUCUUCAUGGGCAAGAUGCACAGAACCUGUUUUUUCUUCAAAGAUGGACACAAAGGUCCUAUAUCUGAAGAGAAACCGGCCCCCUGCGCCCCAAGCUCCACCCAUGGACGACACUGCUCCCAGGCCAACAUAACGCAGUGCAUGAUGGGAUGGGCGGGCCCAAAUGAUGGAAUCACGAACUUUGAUAACUUUGCAUUUGCCAUGCUAACUGUGUUUCAAUGCAUCACGAUGGAGGGCUGGACUGACGUCCUGUACUGGAUGCAGGAUGCCAUGGGUUAUGAGCUUCCGUGGGUCUAUUUUGUCAGUCUGGUCAUCUUUGGAUCCUUUUUCGUUCUAAAUCUGGUUCUGGGUGUGUUGAGCGGGGAGUUCUCGAAAGAGCGAGAAAAGGCCAAAGCUCGCGGUGAUUUCCAGAAGCUCCGUGAGAAGCAGCAGCUGGAGGAGGAUCUAAAGGGCUACCUGGACUGGAUCACGCAGGCGGAGGAUAUCGACCCUGAGAAUGACGACGAGGGACUGGACGACGACAAGCCUAGAAAUUUGAGUAUGCCGGCCAGUGAAAAUGAGUCAGUGAACACUGAUAAUGCUCCCGCUGGAGACAUGGAGGGAGAGACCUGCUGUACUCGCAUGGCAAAUAGGAUCUCCAAAUCCAAAUUCAGUCGAUAUUCACGCCGAUGGAAUCGGUUAUGUCGGCGCACAUGCCGUGCAGCAGUGAAGUCAAAUGUGUUCUACUGGCUGGUGAUAUUCCUGGUAUUUUUGAACACACUUACUAUUGCCUCUGAGCACCACCAGCAGCCAGACUGGCUCACCAAUGUACAAGAUAUUGCCAAUAAGGUGAUGCUGGCUCUUUUUACUGGUGAGAUGCUGCUGAAGAUGUACAGUCUGGGCCUACAGGCCUAUUUCGUCUCCCUUUUCAACCGCUUCGACAGUUUUGUGGUGUGCGGUGGAAUUCUGGAGACUAUCCUGGUAGAGACUAAGAUCAUGUCACCCCUCGGCAUCUCUGUGCUGCGCUGUGUGCGUCUGCUCCGCAUCUUCAAGAUCACCAGGUACUGGAACUCUCUCAGUAAUCUAGUGGCAUCUCUGCUGAACUCGGUGCGCUCUAUCGCGUCCCUGCUUCUGCUGCUCUUCCUGUUCAUCAUCAUCUUCAGUCUGCUCGGAAUGCAGCUCUUUGGUGGCAAGUUCAACUUUGACGAGACGCGCCGCAGCACCUUCGAUAACUUCCCGCAGUCGCUCCUCACCGUCUUUCAGAUUUUGACCGGAGAGGACUGGAACUCUGUGAUGUAUGAUGGGAUCAUGGCGUACGGUGGGCCCUCUUUUCCUGGCAUGCUUGUCUGCAUUUAUUUCAUCAUCCUCUUCAUCUGCGGAAACUACAUCCUCCUGAAUGUCUUCUUGGCCAUUGCCGUGGACAACCUGGCAGACGCAGAGAGUCUGACAUCAGCGCAGAAAGAGGAAGAGGAGGAGAAAGAGAGGAAGAAGCUGGCCAGGACGGCCAGUCCAGAGAAGCGCCAGAACUCUGAGAAACCACCUCUGGAGGAUGAAAAGAAAGAGGAAAAGAUUGAACUCAAAUCCAUCACUUCUGAUGGAGAGACUGCCACCAAGAUCAACAUAGAUGAGUACACAGGGGAGGAGAAUGAGGAGAAGAAUCCAUAUCCUGUGAACGAUUUCCCAGGUGUGAAAGAGGACGAUGAGGAGCCAGAGAUGCCAGUAGGUCCUCGUCCACGACCACUUUCGGACAUUCAGCUGAAGGAGAAAGCUGUCCCCAUGCCAGAAGCCAGAGCUUUCUUUAUUUUCAGCCCCAAUAACAAGUUCAGGGUUUUGUGUCAUAAGAUUGUAAACCAUAACAUCUUCACCAAUUUAAUCCUGUUCUUUAUACUGCUGAGCAGUAUUUCACUGGCAGCGGAGGACCCAGUGAAUAAUGACUCAUUCAGGAAUCAGAUUCUAGGCUAUGCAGAUUAUGUGUUUACAGGAAUCUUCACCAUAGAGAUCAUACUGAAGAUGACCGCGUAUGGAGCAUUCCUACAUAAGGGUUCAUUUUGUCGGAAUUAUUUUAAUAUUUUGGAUCUGGUGGUGGUCAGUGUGUCUCUGAUCUCUUCUGGAGUUCAGUCAAGUGCCAUUAACGUAGUGAAGAUUCUCAGAGUGCUGAGGGUGUUGAGGCCCCUGAGAGCAAUCAACAGAGCCAAGGGCCUCAAACAUGUGGUCCAGUGUGUGUUUGUAGCCAUCCGUACCAUCGGGAACAUCGUCAUCGUCACCACUUUGCUGCAGUUCAUGUUUGCCUGUAUUGGUGUUCAACUUUUCAAGGGCAAAUUCUUCUUCUGCACAGACUCCUCUAAACAGACACAGUCUGAAUGCAGAGGGUCCUAUAUAUUAUACAAAGAUGGGAAUGUUGGAAAGCCAGAGAAAGCACAUCGUUUAUGGGAGAACAGUGAAUUCAACUUUGAUGAUGUCCUGCAGGGCAUGAUGGCUCUGUUUGCCGUGUCCACUUUUGAGGGUUGGCCAGGGCUCCUCUACAGAGGCAUUGACUCCCAUACAGAGGAUGUUGGCCCAAUCUAUAACUACCGUGUGAUCAUCUCUAUAUUCUUCAUCAUCUACAUCAUCAUCAUUGCCUUCUUCAUGAUGAACAUAUUCGUAGGUUUCGUCAUAGUGACAUUUCAGGAGCAAGGAGAACAAGAGUACAAAAACUGUGAGCUGGACAAAAACCAGCGUCAGUGUGUGGAAUAUGCCCUGAAGGCCCGUCCCCUGCGCAGGUACAUCCCCAAGAACCCGUAUCAGUACAAGGUUUGGUACGUGGUGAACUCCACCUACUUUGAAUACCUGAUGUUCACCCUCAUUCUUCUCAACACCAUCUGCCUGGCCAUGCAGCAUCAUGGCCAAUCUCAGUCGUUCAGCAAAGCCAUGAAUAUCCUCAAUAUGUUGUUCACCGGCCUAUUCACUGUGGAAAUGAUCCUCAAACUCAUCGCCUUCAAACCCAGGGGUUACUUUAGUGACCCCUGGAAUGUUUUUGACUUCCUCAUCGUAAUUGGCAGCAUUAUAGACGUCAUUCUGAGUGAGAUCAACCCAGCUGACCCCUCCUCCUCUCCCCCCUCCUCUGUGGUAAGACCAAUGGGCCUCCAAAACACUGAAGAUAACGCCAGGAUUUCGAUCACAUUCUUUCGGCUGUUCCGUGUGAUGAGGCUGGUGAAGCUCCUGUCUCGGGGCGAGGGCAUUCGGACGCUGCUCUGGACCUUCAUUAAAUCCUUUCAGGCGCUUCCCUAUGUUGCUUUGCUGAUCGUAAUGCUGUUCUUCAUCUACGCCGUCAUUGGGAUGCAGAUGUUUGGUAAGAUUGCCCUGAGGGACAACAGCCAGAUAAACCGAAACAACAACUUUCAGACGUUUCCUCAGGCUGUUCUGCUGCUCUUCAGGUGUGCAACAGGGGAGGCAUGGCAGGAAAUCAUGCUGGCCUGUUCCCCGAAACGCCCGUGUGAGAAGGGGUCAGAGGUCAACCACAACAGUGAAGACUGUGGCAGCCACUUUGCCAUCAUCUACUUUGUUAGCUUUUAUAUGCUUUGCGCCUUCCUGAUCAUUAACCUCUUUGUGGCCGUCAUAAUGGACAACUUUGACUAUUUGACACGUGAUUGGUCGAUAUUGGGGCCGCAUCACCUGGAUGAGUUUAAGAGGAUAUGGGCAGAAUACGAUCCUGAGGCCAAGGGACGGAUAAAGCACCUGGAUGUGGUGACGUUGCUGCGCAGGAUUCAGCCUCCCCUUGGGUUUGGAAAGCUUUGUCCACAUCGAGUGGCAUGCAAGCGGCUUGUGUCCAUGAACAUGCCUCUCAAUAGUGACGGGACGGUGAUGUUCAAUGCAACUCUCUUUGCUCUAGUACGAACGGCUCUACGCAUCAAAACAGAAGGUAAUCUGGAGCAAGCAAAUGAGGAACUCAGGGCCAUCGUGAAGAAGAUCUGGAAGAGGACCAGCAUGAAGCUGCUGGAUCAAGUCGUUCCCCCUGCUGGAGAUGACGAAGUAACAGUGGGGAAGUUCUAUGCCACAUUCCUGAUUCAGGAAUACUUCAGGAAAUUUAAGAAGCGCAAGGAACAGGGCCUGGUGGCCAAAAUUCCUCCAAAGACUGCUCUUUCACUGCAGGCUGGCCUGCGUACACUGCAUGAUAUGGGUCCUGAGAUCAGAAGAGCGAUAUCGGGAGACCUGACUGUGGAGGAGGAGCUGGAGAGAGCCAUGAAGGAAACCGUGUGUGCUGCAUCAGAGGAUGAUAUCUUCAGGCGGUCUGGAGGUCUCUUCGGUAACCACGUCAACUACUACCACCAGAGUGACGGCCACGCCUCCUUCCCACAGUCCUUCACAACACAGCGGCCAUUGCACAUCAGUAAAUCUGGGAGUCCCGGCGAAGCAGAAUCUCCCUCUCAUCAGAAGCUCGUUGACUCCACCUUCACUCCGAGCAGUUACUCUUCCUCAGGAUCCAACGCCAACAUUAACAACGCCAACAACACCGCCAUCGGACAUCGGUACCCCAAACCUACCAUCAGCACAGUGGACGGAAACACGGCACCGUCCCUCACCUCCGUCCCACUACCACGGCCCACAUGGUGCUUUCCUAACAAGAGCUCUGAUUCCAGUGACAGUCGUCUCCCUAUAAUCCGGCGAGAGGAAGCAUCUACAGAUGAGACGUACGAUGAAACACUACUAGAUGAGAGAGAUCAGACCAUGCUCUCGAUGGACAUGAUGGAAUUCCAGGAUGAAGAGAGCAAGCAGUUGGCUCCCAUGGUGGAGGCGGAUGUAGGGGAGGAGAGGAGGCCGUGGCAGUCUCCACGGCGGCGGGCCUUUCUCUGCCCCAGUGCACUGGGUCGACGGUCUUCCUUUCACUUUGAGUGUCUGAGAAAACAUAACAGACCUGAUGUUUCUCAGAAAACAGCACUACCACUGCAUCUAGUGCAUCAUCAGGCUCUGGCUGUGGCAGGGUUGAGUCCCUUGCUGAGACGGAGUCAUUCUCCGACGCUGUUCACGCGUCUGUGUUCCACACCUCCUGCGAGUCCCAGCGGCCGCGGCGGCGGAGGGCCAUGCUACCAGCCCAUCCCGUCUCUGCGGUUGGAGGGCAGCGGAUCUUACGAGAAACUCAACAGCAGCAUGCCGUCUGUGAACUGCAGCUCGUGGUACAGUGACAGUAACGGCAACCACAGCGGGAGCGUGCAGAGGACGCAGCGACCCGUGUCCCUCACGGUCCCUCCGGUCACACGCAGAGACUCCAUAUCCCUGGCACAUGGGAGCGCCUGCAGCCUCGUGGAGGCGGUGUUAAUAUCAGAGGGAUUGGGUCGCUAUGCACAGGAUCCCUCCUUCAUCCAGGUAGCGAAGCAGGAACUAGCGGAUGCCUGCGACAUGACCAUGGAGGAGAUGGAGAACGCUGCCGACAACAUUCUCAAUGCCAACGCGCCACCCAACGCCAACGGAAACUUGCUACCCUUCAUACAGUGCAGAGACACUGGCUCCCAGGAGUCCUGUUGCAGCCACACGCUGGGCCUCUCGACCACCACGGGCUCCGACGAGCUUCUGGGGGUGGAGUUAGAGUGCUCCGAGGGGGCGGGGCAGCGGAACAGCACUCUGAUGGAGGACGAGGACAUGGAGUGCGUGACCAGUUUGUAGGUGGAACAGCAGCAGGGAGGACUUCCUGUGUCUUAGCCCAGCUCUCUCUGAGGACACUGCUGUCCUGCAGUCUGACCUGUCUGUUGCGUGUACCUACUGUAGGGGUAUAAGGCCAUUCUGCUUAGCUGAGACCGAGUUGGUUUUUAGUUCGUCCGUGUGUUUGCGAGAGCACGAGCGAGUAGGAGUGUGUACUGUACAUGUUUGUGUGUGCGUUUCUAAAGUGCCUCACAGUUCCCACAACCUUGAUUUCAGUAAGGAAACGAAACCCUGACCGAGCAGGGAAUGAAGGGAAAAGAUGCGCUGCCGUCGCUCAAGCAGUGGGGUCUGUCCGCCGGUGGGAGGACAGAGCGAGUUUGCGCUGACUCGUGUGUAUGUGUGUGUGUGGCAGUAGGACUUGAAGGCCACAUCUUCGGCGUGGACGUGUGGUGCCGAGCAGGUGGAUCUUGAGGACCGUGUUGGGAAUUUGCCGCCCGGGUUCGAGAGAUGUUCAAAGGGACAUAUUGGAGUGGCUCUAUAUUUCCUUUCAUGGGGCUGUCCAUCCAUCCGUUCAUCAAGAGAAGUGUAUUCUGCUCUGCAAGCGCCCUCACGUCAUCCUUCUCCUUUAAGGCUUUCUUUUGUGUUCAGUUGAUGGUUUUUGCUGCUUUUUGAGUUUGAUUUCUACCCACAGUUCCCUAGUUAGCUUUUCUUUAAAUCAGCGGAAGACUGAACUCCCUGAAUUGCUCUUUCUCGUGUACCUUUACGGCUUUCAGGCAGCUGCUAGCUGUGCAAGGUACGGGUCAUUCAGGUUUUAUUUCCUUUUUUUUCAGCAUUUAAGUGUUUGUAAUGUUGUUUAUCUUGGAUUGCAUAUUUUUCUUAAAUUAUUAUUAUUAUUAUUGAAGGCGUUUAAGAUGUUUAUGCCAGAUGCAGUGUUGUGAAUCUAAUGCCUCUUACAGACACACACACAAAAAAUAUUUAUUUAUUUAUUGAAGAGUGUUCUGCCGGAGGGUUUAUUGGUGUAGCUGUAAAUGAGCGGUUUCACUCUCCUGGACGCAGGUAGCACUGACAGCUCUCAUGGCUGCUGUUGGAUUGGACUCACGUUUGCUCUGAAACUACUGAUGUUUCUUCACUGCUGAUCAUUCAGCCGACAGCUGCGAUUCUGUCACUAUCCCACCUGCUCGACACAGGGAACGGCAGAUCUUCAGUAGGUCAGUAAAGGUGCACUUUGAGGAGACGAGGGGUGGAGUAUUCAGGGAUGUCUGGGUAGCGCAUCAUAAAAAAAAAAAAAAAAAACUUCAAUGUAGUUCACACAGGGCUAAAUAUAUUAUGAAAGUACCAACAUCAGCAGUGUCAUCAUCAUACAAUGUUAUUGAUUGCUAUUAUUAUUACUAUUAUUGUUAAGGAUAUUUUUCUGCUGGGUUUAGCACUGUUUCCAUGCAGACACACAGAGAACUACUUAUCAAUCUAUUAUGCAAAUAAGGUGUUGAAGCGUUAACAUUGUGUUGGUAAUGUGUCGACGGGAUGGAAGGCGUCCCCUAAACACGUGCGCUGAUGAGAAACCUGACCAAUCCACUUCCAGGCAUCUCCCUUUUCGUGCCACACUUAGACCGGGUUAGAAGUUCUGUCACCAUUUUGCACACGACUUCAGAUGAUAUGAAUCUCUCUUUCCAUGUAUGAAUAGAUAAUGGAUUAUUUUUGUCUAGCAAACUCUUCGCUUUCUACACCCGAGCAUCCUGGCGUUUUUUUCCAGGCCUCGAAUAUCGCAUUCAAUCUCAAGUCUCCAGUCCUAUGCCGUUUUUAUUUUUUGUUGUCGAAUGAGUUCCUGAAUGUUUACAGGAGGUCUCUGCUCUUGAGGAUGAUGCAAAGCUUGUGGAAAAAAAUGUGACAAAUGUAGCCAGAACCCACCUGCUCUGUUCCAAAGCCGCCACCACACCCUCAUAUCUCCUACACACAUGUACCAUAUGUCAUUAUGAGGCUUCCCCUGGCAUAUUUCGAGGCCUUGAUUGUGUACGUGUGCGAGUUUCUCCGUGUUUAGCAUAUGCAGUGCGCAGAAAUGAGCGUGUUUGUGUGGUGUACGUGCAGGAUGAGUGUGUGAGUGCAUGCAUGCGUAUGUGCUUGCAUACCACAAGAUAUGCAAAAACAAUGCAAUAACCGUUUCCUUCAGAACUACAGCUGUACAAAAAUCUAAGAUUCAGAGAGAAAUAUAUUCACUGGUGUGUAUUAAGUUACAGAACUUUAAAUUGAAGAAACCUGUCAUACUUGAAAUCGGGUGCAUUUGAGUAUUGAGUAUUUUGAAAUAAUCUUGUGCAGGUCAGUUUGGUUUGAUGUUUUUUCUUCUGUUGGUUUCAAUUAUCUCUGCAUGAGGAUUCUUUUGGUGUGUCAAGCGUUCCAAGUAACUUUUUUUUGUCGUUGUUGUCGUUUUCAUUUGAAACAUUGAGGAAACACUGAUGACGAGGAGCGAAAGUGUAAAUACAGUCGGAGGAGAGAAGCACCUCGGUGGGAAAAUGAUUUUGCAUAUCUUGUGCUCAGCUGAAAGGUGCAUGAUACGCAAGAGCAGCUCUCUCUGUUUCACUCUCGCUGUUUCCCCUUAUCUUUUCAUUCGCUCACCCUCCUUGUCCUUUUUUCGGCAGACAUCACAGUAAAGGUGUUUUAUCAUGGCA
Carassius carassius (crucian carp) is the source of this 9839-nucleotide messenger RNA. RefSeq names its product voltage-dependent L-type calcium channel subunit alpha-1C-like. Gene Ontology annotation, molecular function: high voltage-gated calcium channel activity. Bases 694 to 7203 code for a protein of 2169 amino acids. NCBI's taxonomy places the organism in Eukaryota, Metazoa, Chordata, Actinopteri, Cypriniformes, Cyprinidae. The record is from RefSeq and is a predicted model, not a curated record. Gene Ontology annotation, biological process: calcium ion import across plasma membrane. Gene Ontology annotation, cellular component: membrane; voltage-gated calcium channel complex. The transcript is spliced from 47 exons.